AAAUUAAAAAAUUAAAAAAAAAAAAAAAGCAAUUAACCAAUCAGAUGGAUGCCAACAGCCAGCAGCAAGCCCAAUCGGCCUCAUACCCACCACAACCACCGACCACUGGUGCACCUGCACCACCAGCACCUACACCUUUCCACCAUCUCCUUCAACAACAGCAACAACAGCUUCAAAUGUUUUGGUCGUAUCAAAGACAAGAGAUCGAACAAGUUAAUGAUUUCAAGAAUCACCAACUCCCUCUUGCGAGAAUCAAGAAAAUCAUGAAAGCUGACGAGGAUGUGCGCAUGAUCUCAGCGGAAGCACCCAUUUUAUUUGCAAAAGCGUGUGAGCUUUUCAUUUUAGAAUUAACAAUAAGGUCUUGGCUUCAUGCUGAAGAGAAUAAAAGGAGGACUCUUCAAAAGAAUGACAUCGCUGCUGCUAUAACAAGAACUGAUAUAUUUGAUUUCUUGGUUGAUAUUGUGCCUAGAGAUGAGAUCAAAGAUGAGGCUGCUGGUUUAGGAGGGAUUAUUGGGGCCACUGCUAGUGGUGUUCCUUAUUAUUAUCCACCAAUGGGUCAGCCUACUACUCCUGGUCCUGGAGGGAUGAUGAUUGGUAGGCCUGCUGCUAUGGAUCCUACGGGUGUUUAUGUGCAGCCACCUUCUCAGGCUUGGCAAUCUGUUUGGCAGACUGCUGCUGACGAUGGGUCUUAUGCAAGUGGAGGGAGCAGCGGCCAAGGGAAUCUUGACGGACAAGGUUAAUAAGCUGAACUCAGACAUAGUGGUGUUGGGUGGUGCAGCAGAAGGCAAUUGGCCUGAGCUAAUGCUACUUGGAUUUUUGCUUGCUUCCAAUCUUUAAUGUGAUUGCCUGCUAUUAUUUGUCGAAACUACCUUUAAUUGUAAUGGGUUAACUAGAAACUUAAUUGAAACUUUUUUAACUUCAUUUUGUAGCAGCCAAUACCAUCGCUGCCAUGAAUUGCCUAAUUAUAUCUAAUGUGCAGUUUCUUGAUUGAUAA
This is a messenger RNA of Ricinus communis (castor bean), 994 nucleotides long. RefSeq names its product nuclear transcription factor Y subunit C-1. The record is from RefSeq and is a predicted model, not a curated record. NCBI's taxonomy places the organism in Eukaryota, Viridiplantae, Streptophyta, Magnoliopsida, Malpighiales, Euphorbiaceae. Gene Ontology annotation, cellular component: nucleus. Gene Ontology annotation, biological process: regulation of DNA-templated transcription. Bases 45 to 740 code for a protein of 231 amino acids. The transcript is spliced from 2 exons. Gene Ontology annotation, molecular function: DNA binding; DNA-binding transcription activator activity, RNA polymerase II-specific; protein heterodimerization activity.